Messenger RNA from Racocetra persica, 578 nucleotides. NCBI's taxonomy places the organism in Eukaryota, Fungi, Glomeromycota, Glomeromycetes, Diversisporales, Gigasporaceae. The record is from the annotation of a GenBank genome assembly.
UAAACAAAAAGGGAAAGAUGAUGAAAUAUCUCAAAAAAUCUCUCAGAAUCUAAAAGAUAACGAAGAAGUGGUGAAAACUAUGAUGGAAAACAUUAAAAAAGAGUUAGAAGGACAAAAGGAAAAAAACCAAGAAUUGAAAGAAAAAAUUGCUCUUUCUCUCGACAAAAAUGAAUCAUUAAUAAAAUUGCGUUUAGAACAUUUAAGUAUCGAGAUGAAAAAUAACAUAACUCAGCCUUUAAAAAAGAUUAACAAUGUUCUCUUACAUCCCCGCGAACGAGGAAAAAUGGGAAAUUUACAAUUGGAUCAAUUGUUGUCUUUAUACUUGCCAAAAGACCGCAAGGUUUAUCAGAUAGAGUUCGCUCUUAAAAAGAAAAGAUCUAAUGGAGAAGGUUUGCGUGUUGACGCUAUCGUCUUUGGCGUGGAUGGAAAAAAUAGUUUAGCGAUAGACAGUAAAUUUCCUCUCGAAAAUUACCUAAUGUUAAACAAAGAGGGAAUUUCGAAUGAAGAAAAAAAAGAAAUAGAAAAAAAUUUCAAGAAUAAUCUCAAAGAACAUAGUGAACUACCCACCACUUAUAGAA